Molecule: messenger RNA, 9203 nt
Organism: Lampris incognitus (smalleye Pacific opah)
Lineage: Eukaryota; Metazoa; Chordata; Actinopteri; Lampriformes; Lampridae
Gene: ubr5
Product: ubiquitin protein ligase E3 component n-recognin 5
Exons: 58
Coding region: 141-8681 (2846 amino acids)
Biological process (GO): protein polyubiquitination; regulation of double-strand break repair; DNA damage response
Cellular component (GO): nucleus
Molecular function (GO): ubiquitin binding; zinc ion binding; ubiquitin-protein transferase activity
Source: RefSeq, a predicted model, not a curated record
GUGGGUGAAGAGGCUGUAGAUCUAAACUCGGGAUUUUUCGUCUCACAAAAUUCUUAUGAAUCCUCGUUUGAACAGUAAUAGCAUAUAUAUAUCAAUUUCCGCAAAUUUCACACGUUGGCGUGUGAUUUUGGAUUGGCCCCAUGACAUCUAUACACUUCGUGGUACACCCGUUGCCCGGGACCGAGGAUCAGCUCAAUGACAGGCUCAGAGAAGUCUCAGAGAAGCUCAACAAAUACAACUACAUCAGUCAUCCACACCUUAGUCUUCUGGAGCAGGCAAACCUGAAACAAUGUGUGGUUGGACCAAACCAUGCUGGAUUUCUACUUGAGGAUGGGCGUGUGUGUAGAAUCAGCUUUGCCGUCCAGCCUGAUCGACUGGAGCUUAGCAAACCAGAUGGCAGUGAUGGUUCAAAGUUGAGCAGUGGUUCAGGGACAGGAAGGAGCUCCAGGCCAGGCAGGACUAGUGAUCCGCCCUGGUUCCUGUCUGGUUCUGACACACUGGGCAGACUGGCAGGCAACACCCUUGGGAGUCGCUGGAGCUCUGGUGUAAAUGGAGGCAGUGGAGGAGGUGGGAGUGGUGGAGGUACAGGGGGAGGAGGAGCAGGAGGUGGCAGCAGUGGAGGAGGUGGAGGAGGCGGGGGAGGAGGUGGUACCUCUGGCAGAUCGUCAACAGCAGCCCGAGACUCUCGUCGGCAGACCAGGGUGAUACGCACAGGGAGGGACCGUGGCUCUGGCCUUCUUGGUAGCCAGCCUCAGCCAGUCAUCCCAGCCUCUGUCAUUCCUGAAGAACUUAUCUCUCAGGCCCAGGUUGUCCUCCAGGGCAAGUCCAGAAGUGUGAUCAUUCGGGAGCUCCAGAGGACCAACCUCGACGUCAACUUAGCUGUCAACAAUCUGCUGAGCCGGGAUGAUGAAGACGGAGAUGAUGGCGAUGACACUGCCAGCGAGUCCUACCUGCCUGGAGAGGACCUGAUGUCCCUGUUGGAUGCUGAUAUCCACUCAGCCCAUCCCAGUGUCAUUAUUGAUGCUGAUGCUAUGUUUUCUGAGGACAUCAGCUAUUUUGGUUACCCCUCUUUCAGAAGGUCUUCACUGUCUCGCCUAGGAUCUUCCAGAGUUCUCCUUCUUCCCUUAGAACGUGAUUCAGAGCUGUUGCGCGAGCGUGAGUCAGUGUUGAGGUUACGUGAACGGCGGUGGCUGGAUGGGGCCUCGUUUGACACGGAGCGAGGCUCCACCAGCCGAGAGGGAGAACCCAGCUUGGACAAGAAGAGCAUCCCAGUGCAGAGCCCAGUCUCCCUAGGAGAAGAGCUCCAGUGGUGGCCUGACAAGGAUGGUGUUAAGUUUGUGAGCAUUGGGGCCUUGUUCUCAGAGCUGGUGGCUGUCAGCUCUAAAGGAGAGCUAUACCAGUGGAAGUGGAGUGAACCGGAACCCUACAGAAAUGCACAGAAUCCUUCAGUUCAUCACCCCCGUGUAUCCUUCCUGGGCCUAGGCAACGAGAAGAUCACCCUAUUGUCCGCCAACAGCAUUAGAGCGACUGUAGCCACAGAAACCAACAAAGUGGCAACUUGGGUGGAUGACACACUGAGCACAGUGGCCUCCAAGCUGGAGCACAGCACCCAGACCUUCCCUGAGUUGCAGGGGGAACGCAUUGUGUCACUGCAUUGUUGUGCUCUCUACACCUGUGCACAGCUGGAGAGUAGCCUCUACUGGUGGGGUGUUGUGCCUUUUAGUCAACGUAAAAAGAUGCUGGAAAAGGCUAGAGCCAAGAACAAGAAACCAAAGUCCAGCGCUGGCAUCUCCUCAAUACCUAACAUAACUGUAGGAACACAGGUGUGCUUGAGGAAUAACCCCCUCUACCAUGCUGGUGCGGUGGCCUUUUCUGUCAACGCUGGAAUUCCCAAGGUCGGCGUCCUAUUGGAGUCUGUCUGGAACAUGAACGACAGCUGCAGGUUCCAGCUGCGGUCACCAGAGAGCCUCAAAAACAUAGAAAAGACCACUAAGACCCAGGAAAUAAAAAUGGAGAGCAAGCCAGAGCUGGUGAAGACUGAGAUGGGCCCCCCUCCCUCCCCAGCGUCUACCUGUAGUGAUACCUCUUCCAUCGCUAGCAGUGCCUCGCUGCCCUACAAACGAAGACGCUCGACGCCAGCGCCAAAAGAGGAGGAGAAGGUUAAUGAGGAGCAGUGGCCUCUCAGGGAGGUGGUGUUUGUUGAAGAUGUUAAAAAUGUUCCCGUAGGAAAGGUGCUUAAGGUGGAUGGUGCAUAUGUUGCUGUGAAGUUUCCAGGGACCUCCAGCAGCAUGAGCAGCCAGAGCGCUGGUGCCCCCACUGACUCUGAUCCAUCAUCAUUGCUGCAAGACUGUAGGCUCCUCAGAAUAGAUGAGUUACAGGUGGUGAAAUCAGGUGGAACUCCCAAAGUUCCUGAUUGCUUUCAGCGCACACCUAAAAAACUCUGCAUCCCAGAAAAGGCUGAGAUUCUUGCUGUAAAUGUUGACUCCAAAGGAGUUCACGCAGUGCUGAAAACUGGUAACUGGGUAAGGUACUGUGUCUUUGAUCUGGCCACAGGCAAAGCUGAACAGGAGAAUAACUUCCCAACCAGUAACCCGGCCUUUCUGGGGCAGAGUGAGCGUAAUGUCGCCAUCUUCACUGCAGGACAGGAAUCUCCCAUCAUUCUCCGGGACGGAAAUGGCACAAUCUACCCAAUGGCCAAAGACUGCAUGGGUGGAAUUCGAGAUCCUGAUUGGCUGGACCUACCACCCAUCGCUAGCCUUGGCAUGGGGGUGCACUCUCUAGCUAAUCUCCCCUCCAACUCCACCAUUAAAAAGAAAGCUGCUAUUAUUAUCAUGGCUGUUGAGAAGCAGACAUUGAUGCAGCAUGUGCUGCGCUGUGACUACGAGGCAUGUCGGCAGUACCUUGUGAAUCUAGAGCAGGCCUUCCUGUUGGACCAUAGCAGUCAGGCUCUUGGAGCCCUGCUUGGCCACCGCUGCGAUGGCAACCGCAACAUUCUCCAUGCUGCUGUAUCUGUCUGCUUCCCUGUCAGUAAUAAGGAGACCAAGGAGGAAGAAGAAGCUGAACGUUCAGAGAGGAACACAUUUGCAGAGCGUCUGUCUGCUGUAGAGGCUAUUGCCAACGCCAUUUCUGUGGUCUCCAGCAACAGCUCUGGGAAUAGGACUGGCUCUUCUAGUAGCAGAGGGCUUCGUCUGAGAGAGAUGAUGCGACGGUCUCUAAGAGCGGCAGGCCUUGGCCGUCAUGAGUCUGGCCCAUCCUCCAGUGACCACCAGGACCCUGUGUCUCCACCUAUCGCCCCUCCCAGUUGGGUACCAGACCCCCCACCCAUGGAUCCUGACGGUGACAUUGAUUUCAUACUCGCUCCAGCUGUUGGUUCACUGACCACUGCCGCCACGGGAGCCAGCCAGGGACCUAGCACUUCCACCAUAGCAGGUCCAUCCACUGAGCCAACUGUAGUUGAAUCUAAAGACAGGAAGGCCAAUGCCCACCUUAUCCUCAAGCUAAUGUGUGACAGUGUUGUUCUGAGGCCACACCUUCGGGAGCUGCUCUCUGCCAAGGAUGCCCGUGGAAUGACCCCGUUCAUGCUUGCUGUGAGUGGAAGAGCUUACCCUGCAGCCAUCACUGUACUGGAGGCUGCUCAGAAAAUGGCCAAGGUGGGUGACCCCGGCAUUGCAGAGAAGGAGGAUGCAGACUCUGUGUUUAUGGAGAUGAUCUGCCCCUCGGGGACCAACCCGGAUGAUUCUCCUCUCUAUGUCCUUUGUUGUAACGACACCUGCAGCUUCACUUGGACUGGAGCUGAACACAUCAACCAGGAUAUCUUCGAGUGCAGAACUUGUGGUUUGCUUGAGUCUCUCUGCUGCUGCACCGAGUGUGCCAGGGUGUGCCACAAGGGACACGAUUGCAAGCUUAAAAGGACCUCUCCCACAGCAUACUGUGACUGCUGGGAAAAAUGUAAGUGCAAAACACUGAUAGCUGGACAGAAGGCUGCUCGCCUGGAUCUGCUUUACAGGUUACUCACCACCACCAACCUGGUUACCACACCAAACAGCAGGGGGGAGCAUAUAUUACUCUUUCUGGUGCAGACAGUUGCCAGGCAGAGCGUUGAGCACUGUCAGUACCGACCACCGCGCAUCAGAGAGGACAGGAACCGCAAGGCUGCCAACGCAGAAGACUCUGAUAUGCCGGACCAUGACCUUGAGCCUCCCCGAUUUGCCCAGCUGGCUCUGGAGAGGGUGCUGCAGGACUGGAAUGCACUCAAGUCCAUGAUCAUGUUCGGUUCCCAGGAGAACAAAGACCCACUUAGUGCCAGCAGCAGGAUUGCCCACCUUUUGCCUGAGGAGCAGGUCUACCUGAACCAGCAGAGUGGCACUAUCCGCCUUGACUGUUUCACCCACUGCCUCAUUGUCAAAUGUGCACCUGACAUUACGUUUAUAGACACCCUCCUGGGGACACUGGUGAAGGAAUUGCAGAACAAGUAUACUCCUGGUCGGAGAGAGGAGGCAAUCAAUGUCACUAGACGCUUUCUGCGCUCUGUGGCUCGGGUCUUUGUCAUCCUCAGUGUGGAGAUGGCCUCUUCAAAGAAGAAAAACAACUUCAUUCCCCAGCCAAUUGGAAAGUGCCGGCGUGUAUUCCAGGCUCUGCUACCUUAUGCUGUUGAGGAGCUUUGUAACGUGGCAGAGUCUCUGAUUGUCCCAGUGCGUAUGGGAAUUGCAAGACCCACAGCUCCAUUCACCCUGGCCAGUACCAGCAUUGAUGCAGUGCAGGGCAGCGAGGAGCUUUUCUCUGUGGAGCCUCUUCCACCAAGACCCUCACCUGACCAGUCUAGCAGCUCCAGUCAGGCAGCCUCCUCCUACAUCAUCAGGAACCCUCAGCCCCGGCGCAGCAGUCAAUCCCAGCCUGUCAGAGGCAGAGAUGAGGAACAGGAUGAUAUUGUCUCAGCAGAUGUGGAAGAGGUUGAGGUUGUUGAGGGUGUGGCAGGGGAGGAAGAUCACCAUGAUGACCAGGAGGAGCAGGGAGAGGAGAAUGCAGAGGCAGAGGGGCAGCAUGAUGAACAUGAUGAGGAUGGGAGUGACAUGGAGUUGGAUCUCCUAGCAGCAGCAGAGACUGAGAGCGAUAGUGAGAGUAACCACAGCAACCAGGACAACGCCAGUGGCCGCAGGAGUGUGGUCACUGCAGCCACAGCUGGGUCUGAAGCAGGUGCCAGCAGUGUCCCUGCCUUCUUUUCAGAGGACGACUCCCAGUCCAAUGACUCCAGCGACUCAGACAGCAGCAGCAGUCAGAGUGAUGAUGUUGACCAGGAGACCUUCCUGUUGGAUGAGCCGCUAGAAAGGACAACUAGCUCCUCCCACGCCAACAGCGCAGCCCAGGCACCCCGCUCCAUGCAGUGGGCUGUACGCAAUGCACCCAGCCAGAGAGCCACUGGCAGCACCCCCUCCAGCGCCUCCACGCCUGCCGCAAGCUCCACAGGUCUGAUCUACAUUGACCCCUCCAACCUUCGUCGCUCCAGCGCCAUUAGCUCUAGUGCUGCAGCAGCAGCGGCUGCUCUGGAGGCCAGUAACUCCAGUAGCUACCUUACAUCCGCCAGCAGCUUGGCCCGAGCCUACAGCAUCGUCAUCAGGCAGAUCUCAGACCUUAUGAGCUUGAUUCCCAAGUACAACCACCUGGUCUACUCCCAGUACCCUGCUGCUGUUAAGCUGACCUACCCGGAUGCCGUCAGUCUGCAGAACUAUGUUGAAGAGAAACUGAUCCCCACCUGGAACUGGAUGGUGUCUAUCAUGGAUUCCACGGAGGCUCAGCUGCGUUACGGUUCUGCCCUGUCCUCCGCAGGUGACCCCGGUCACCCCAGCCACCCACUCCAUGCUUCUCAGCACUCAGCUCGUAGGGAACGCAUGACCGCUCGUGAGGAGGCCAGCCUUCGUACCCUGGAAGGGCGCAGGAGAACUGCCACAUUGCUGACGGCUCGCCAAGGCAUGAUGUCAGCACGCGGCGACUUCCUCAACUAUGCUCUGUCCCUGAUGCGCUCCCACAAUGAUGAGCACUCAGACGUGCUUCCUGUGCUGGAUGUUUGCUCGCUAAAACAUGUGGCUUACGUCUUCCAGGCUCUCAUCUACUGGAUCAAGGCCAUGAAUCAGCAGACCACUCUGGAAACCCCACAGAUGGAUAGGAAGAGGAAUCGUGAGAUUUUGGAGCUGGGUUUGGACAAUGAGGAUUCUGAACAUGAGAAUGAUGAGGACACCAAUCAAAGUUCAACUCUGCAGGACAAAGAUGAGGACCCUGUUCCUGCUGAAACAGGCCAAAACCACCCAUUUUUCCGCCGUUCAGACUCCAUGACUUUCCUGGGCUGCAUUCCCCCCAACCCCUUUGAGGUCCCCUUGGCUGAGGCCAUACCUCUGGCAGACCAGCCCCAUCUCCUGCAGCCUAAUGCCAGAAAGGAGGAUCUGUUUGGCCGUCCCUCUCAGGGCUUGUAUUCCUCCUCUUACAUGGCAACCAAAGGCCUGGCUGAGGCGAGCAUGGACAGGAACUGCCUGGAGGUAAACAUGGGCUCCUCUCUACCCUCCUCCUCUCAGAUCCUGCCCACCAAGAUGUCCUAUUCAGCCAACCUGAAGAAUGUGAUGAGUAUGGAGACUUGCCAGCGGAGCAAUGAGGACCAGUCAUUGGCAGAGCAGGAGCUGGAGGCUCCCAAGCCAGGCCCCUCGCCGCAUGACCUUGCCGCCCAGCUUAAGAGCAGCCUACUGGCUGAGAUCGGUUUAACCGAGAGUGAUGGACCUCCUUUGCCAUCAUUUAGACCCCACUGUAGUUUCAUGGGGAUGGUGAUCUCACACGACAUGCUGCUUGGCCGCUGGCGUCUGUCGCUGGAGCUCUUUGGUCGUGUCUUCAUGGAGGAUGUUGGAGCUGAGCCUGGAUCGAUCCUCACAGAGCUGGGGGGCUUUGAGGUGAAGGAAUCCAAGUUCCGCCGGGAGAUGGAAAAGCUGCGGAACCUACAGUCCCGUGACCUGGCCCUGGAGGUGGACAGAGACCGGGACCAGCUCAUACAGCAGACCAUGCGGCAACUGAACACACACUUUGGCCGCCGCUGUACCACCACCCCUAUGGCUGUGCACCGUGUGAAGGUCACAUUCAAAGAUGAGCCGGGCGAGGGCAGCGGUGUGGCACGUAGCUUCUACACGGCCAUCGCCCUGGCCUUCCUCUCCAACGACAAGCUGCCCAACCUGGAUUGUGUUCAGAGUGUCAGCAAGGGCAUGCAGGCCAGCAGUACGUGUCAGCACGAUUACAACUCAAAUCUGAUGCAGCGGCUGAGGAACAGAGAUCGGGAGAGAGAUAGGAGAAGUGGAGGACUUCGUGCCGGCUCCCGAAGAGACAGAGACAGGGACUCAAGGAGGCAGCUCUCCAUUGACACUCGGCCCUUCAGGCCUGCUUCAGAAGGCAAUCCCAGUGACGAGCCGGACCCCCUACCUGCACACAGACAAGCCCUAGGGGAGCGGCUGUACCCACGCGUGCACGCAAUGCAACCGGCAUUUGCCAGUAAAAUCACAGGCAUGCUGCUGGAACUGUCUCCAGCUCAGCUGUUGCUGCUUCUGGCCAGUGAGGACUCUCUCAGAGCCAGGGUUGAGGAGGCCAUGGAGCUUCUUAUCGCACAUGGAAGGGAAAAUGGUGCAGACAGUAUAUUGGACCUGGGUCUGCUGGAGGCUCCAGAGAAAGCACAACAGCAGGAGAACCGGAAGCGCCAUGGCUCCACCCGCAGUGUGGUUGACAUGGAGCUGGACGACCCAGACGACGGUGAUGACAAUGCCCCCUUGUUCUACCAACCUGGCAAGCGAGGCUUUUACUCCCCCCGACCUGGCAAGAACACAGAGGCCAGGCUCAAUUGCUUCCGUAAUAUCGGCAGAAUACUUGGUCUGUGCCUGCUCCAAAAUGAACUCUGUCCAAUCACACUGAACAGACAUGUCAUCAAGGUGCUGCUUGGCAGAAAGGUGAACUGGCACGACUUUGCAUUCUUCGACCCAGUGAUGUACGAGAGUCUGCGGCAGCUUAUCCGUCAUUCACAGGCUGGUGAGGCGGACGCUGUCUUUGCUGCCAUGGACCUGGCUUUUGCCAUUGACCUCUGCAAAGAGGAAGGAGCUGGACAGGUGGAGUUGCUGUCUGGUGGGGUCAACAUGCCUGUGACUCCUCUAAAUGUUUAUGAGUAUGUGAGGAAGUAUGCAGAGCACAGGAUGCUGGUUGUGGCCGAGCAACCUCUUCAUGCGAUGAGAAAGGGUCUGCUGGAUGUACUCCCCAAAAACUCCCUGGAAGAUCUGACAGCAGAGGACUUCAGGCUGCUUGUUAAUGGCUGUGGAGAGGUCAACGUGCAGAUGCUCAUCAGCUUCACCUCCUUUAAUGAUGAGUCCGGGGAAAAUGCAGACAAGCUGCUACAAUUCAAACGCUGGUUCUGGUCCAUCGUCGAGAAGAUGAGCAUGACUGAGAGACAAGAUCUGGUGUACUUCUGGACCUCCAGCCCAUCUCUGCCUGCCAGUGAGGAGGGCUUCCAGCCAAUGCCUUCCAUCACCAUCCGCCCUCCAGAUGACCAGCACCUGCCCACAGCCAACACCUGUAUCUCCCGACUCUACGUGCCACUGUAUUCUUCCAAACAGAUCCUCAAACAGAAACUCCUGCUAGCCAUUAAGACCAAGAAUUUUGGUUUUGUGUAGCGGUUCGACAAAAGACAGUACAAAACACAAAACAUGUUUACUGUUGUGUAAUAUUUACUUAGCGCCAUUUUUGUAGAUUUUUUUGUCAAUACAAUUUUAUGAAAUUGACAUACUGUCGCUAUCUCUCCUGGCGGUAAUAUUUGUUUGUGUUGUAAACACAGACGGCUUGUUCUUUUUUUUUUCUUUAGUGUUUAUGAAGAGGUAUACAGUCCAGAACAUUCCUGCAUUGGCAUUGUAAAGAUGUAAAGCCCACAGCUUUGCUCUAUUGGCUGAAACAUUUUACUUCCCAGGAAUUUGGCUCGACAGCAAACUGUCUGCCGAAACCCAGCCAAAGAUAACAGCAGUAUUUAACAUAAAAGAAGAAAAGACACACUGUGAUUAUGAUUUCUUUCCCCUGCCCUGAAAAACAAAUACCUAAUAUCACUGACAGUUCACUGCUGCCUUUGUGGAAAAGUCAUUUUUUUCUUGUAUAGGGGGAGUAGGGAAUUUCAAAAUAAACUUGGACGCAAAUUAUGUAUUCGG